AUUAAAAUCAAUUGUGUAGGUAUUCUUUGAAUCAAGAUGAUUUUUAAAAAUAUUUAUUUAUUCACUUUGUUUGUAUUUUUAUUUUAUUUUUCUGCGGGAGAACUCGAGAACAAUUGUCGUAAUGAAAAUAAUGAAAUUGACAAUAGUGAUUUAUCUAUUUUAAUAUCGCCAUUAAUGUCAUCUGAAAUGAUACGUGAAAUAUGUAUUUAUUGGAAAAAUUCAAAUCUCGAAAGCGGUGAUGUAUUUAAAUUAUAUAAAGGUAAUCCAAAUACAACAAAUGCUCAAGUGAUAUUUAAAUUUCAACCAGAUGCAGUCCAUGGUUUUAAGAAAACCGGAAUUAGCAGUGAUUUUAUUUUUACCUCACAAUUAACAUUUAAAGAUGAAUGUUUAAAUUACUAUGUAUCGUGGGUACGCAAUGACACAAUUAAAAAGACAAGUUGUUUAUCAACGCAUCCAAAUUGGAUGAGUAAACGAAAAAAUAGUAUUGGUAAUUUAAAAAUGCGUGAAGUUUUUAUUCCUGGUACUCAUGAUUCAGCAGCUUAUAAUAAAUUUCAAAAUCCUAAAACAGAAUUAAUUAUUGAUAAAUACACAAUAACUCAAGAUGAAGAUGUACUAGGUCAAUUAAUUUACGGAGCACGUUAUUUGGACAUUCGUGUUGGUCGUUAUCCCAAUUCAGAUGAAAUUUUUUGGGGUAAUCAUGGGCCAAUUCGUAUAGUACCACUUCGAGACGUUAUUAGAGACGUUAAAAUUUUUUUAGACAAUACCGAUGAAAUUGUUAUUUUUGAUAUCCAAGAAUUUCCUGUUGGAUUUAAAUCAUUGGCAGCACAUUAUCAAUUAACGGAUUAUUUACAAGAGCAAUUUGAUGGUUACUAUCUAGACAGACCAGUUCAUGUUUGGGGAACAAGCCUCGAGGACAUUUGGUCAACGGGCAGAAGACUUAUUAUCAGUUAUGAUUAUUCCAAUGUCGUUGCAUCAAGAACAAGUGUCUGGCCGCAGGUCGAACAACAGUGGGGCAAUGUUAGAACUGUUAGUGCUCUUUAUAGGCAUUUAAAUAAAAUAGAAACUCAAGCUGCUGACGAAUUACAUCAUUAUAACCGAUUGUCGCAACCACGAGCAGCAAUGGCUCAAUUAACACCCACAACUUUUGAUGUGAUAUUUAAUCGAUUAGGUGGCCUUAGAAAAAUGGCUGAAAAUGUUGAUAUAAAUAUCACCGAGUGGUACAGCGAUGAAUGGCAACAUACUGCAAAUAUUGUUGCUGUUGAUUUUAUUAAAGCCACGGGAAUCGUUGAAACUGCAAUAAAGUGGAAUGAUAAGCGUGCUAGUGGUUGUUAAAUAUUGAUAAUUGUAUAAUAGUUUUUUAAAUAUUAUUUAAUAAAGUAUGGUUA
This is a messenger RNA of Microplitis demolitor, 1385 nucleotides long. Its product is annotated as PI-PLC X domain-containing protein 1. The transcript has 7 exons. Gene Ontology annotation, biological process: lipid metabolic process. The record is from RefSeq and is a predicted model, not a curated record. Gene Ontology annotation, molecular function: phosphoric diester hydrolase activity. Lineage: Eukaryota; Metazoa; Arthropoda; Insecta; Hymenoptera; Braconidae. Bases 37 to 1332 code for a protein of 431 amino acids.